AGCAGUUGGAGGUUGUGAUGCGGCUGCCAUUUUAAGUUUGAAUGCGGAUAAGUGAUAUUCUUGUCACUGCUAACUAGUAAUCAGGUUUCCCGUUAAAUUUUUGUUUAAAAGUUCUUUUUUCAUUGUGGGCUUCAUAAAAGCCAAUAAGAAAUGCAGUCAAAUCAGAUGAAUCGAAAUUUGAAGCAAGUGCAAUUGGAGAACAGUCGCAAUUCUCCGAUGAAAAGAGACUACGAUACGGCGGAUCUGGAAGGAACCGUGCCUGCUGAGGAAGGUGAGCCCCUGACAGUGGACAUCAAGAAUUUCCGCAGGCCAGGAGAGAAGACUUAUACUCAGAGAUGCAGGCUCUUUGUCGGAAAUUUACCUACUGAUAUCACGGAAGAAGAUUUCAAGAAAUUGUUCCAGAAAUAUGGAGAGCCAUCCGAGGUUUUUAUCAACCGGGACCGCGGAUUCGGCUUCAUUCGCUUGGAAACUAGAACAUUAGCUGAAAUUGCAAAAGCUGAACUUGACAGUACAAUGCUGAGAAAUCGACCUCUACGUAUUCGUUUUGCCACUCAUGGAGCAGCUUUGACUGUGAAGAAUCUUUCUCCAGUGGUUUCCAAUGAGUUGCUGGAGCAGGCGUUUUCUCAAUUUGGUCCAGUAGAACGAGCAAUAGUUGUUGUUGAUGACCGUGGGAAGCCUACAGGAAAAGGUUAUGUGGAAUUUGCAGCAAAGCCUGCUGCCCGCAAGGCUCUGGAAAGAUGCUCAGAUGGAGCAUUUUUAUUAACAUCGACUUCCAAUAUGACGAACCAGGCGAUAAACUCUCCUCGCCCUGUUAUUGUGGAGCCCAUGGAACAGUUUGAUGAUGAAGAUGGGCUUCCUGAAAAACUACUGCAAAAGAACACACAAUACCACAAGGAAAGAGAGCAGCCGCCACGUUUUGCUCAGCCUGGGACAUUUGAGUUUGAAUAUGCAUCUCGGUGGAAAGCUCUUGAUGAAAUGGAAAAGCAACAACGUGAGCAAGUUGACAGGAACAUCCGAGAAGCAAAACAGAAACUUGAGGCAGAAAUGGAAGCAGCUCGCCACGAGCAUCAGCUUAUGCUAAUGAGACAAGAUUUGAUGAGACGUCAAGAGGAGUUGAGACGCUUGGAAGAAAUGAGGAAUCAAGAACUGCAAAAACGGAAACAGAUAGAAAUGAGGCAUGAAGAGGAACGUCGUCGACGAGAGGAGGAAAUUAUGCGACAGAGAGAGCAGGAUGAAUUGAGAAGGCAGCAAGAAGGGUAUAAGCCAAACUACAUGGACAAUAGAGAACAGGAUAUGAGGAUGGGUGAUAUGGGUCCACGUGGAGGAAUUGGCAUGGGAGAUGCGUAUAGCCCGGCUCCUGCUGGCAACCAAGGUCCUGCUCCACUUAUGGGUAUGAACAUGAACAACCGUGGACCUAUGCCUGGUGCUACAAUGGGACCUGUCCCAGCCAUUGGGCCAGAAGGGACUGCAAGCUUGGGAACACCCAUGCUGGGAGACAACAGUGGAACAAUGCGCAAUGAUAGAUUUCCCCAGGGAGGUCCUGGACAGAUGGGUUCUCCUCCUAUGAUCAAUAGGGGAAACCUGAGUGGAACUCCAGCACCUGAGGCUACUCCUCAACAGCCCAUGGCAGGUGUUGGUGUGAGUAGUACACCUGGUGGUUUUGGUAGAGGCAAUCAAAGGGGUAAUUAUGAUGCAAACAAAGUCCACAGCAGAUUUUAGACUUUCUGAAUUGUAACAAUAGAUCAUUCCCUUCUGUGACAAUUUAAGGCAUACGGAAAUCUGGUGAUUUAAAAAUAUCAGUUGAGUUUUAUCUGCUGUUACCUGACACUGUUUUUUAUUGUGAUGUAGAUCUUGAAUUUUGUUUUUCUUAUGUAAUAUCUUUUGUUUUGAACCUUUAUAUUGAAGUAAUUGCUUCGGGCUAUGUAGCAUAGAACAGCAACCACAUAAAACAUCACUGUUUAGCAAGUUGGGUUAACUCCUUGUGAAUGUAGUACUAUACAUCUUAAAAUGUGACCAUGCUGUAAAAUCCAUGGAGUUCUGGAAUAAUAAAUAAAGCAAAAAAAAAAUCAA
This is a messenger RNA of Hemiscyllium ocellatum (epaulette shark), 2070 nucleotides long. RefSeq names its product paraspeckle component 1 (gene pspc1). Gene Ontology annotation, molecular function: RNA binding. Lineage: Eukaryota; Metazoa; Chordata; Chondrichthyes; Orectolobiformes; Hemiscylliidae. Bases 151 to 1719 code for a protein of 522 amino acids. Gene Ontology annotation, biological process: regulation of DNA-templated transcription. The record is from RefSeq and is a predicted model, not a curated record. Gene Ontology annotation, cellular component: nucleus. The transcript is spliced from 10 exons.